AUGGUCGAAAGACCUCGUGGUAUUCUAAAUUCAAAUCCUGGAUCCUCUCAAAGGGCUUAUGGGAACUAUUGUAGGACCUUAGUCAUAGAGAAGCUGGCAGACCGAGUUCGGUAUAUCUUGCGCUCAAAUAUAUUUGAUGGCGCCGAACUCGAACGGCUACGACGUGAGGCUGUUCCCUCAUCAAAUGAAAAUGCUGCGGCUGAGGGUGCGGUGCCACAAGUUGCUGAGCAAACCGCACAUGUGGAUGCCGCCGUGAAUACCCCAGUGGUGGUUGAUUCAAAUGAUGAUGGAACAGUCGCCCAGGAACUGGAAAUAGAGCAAAUGAGGAGUACAUUGGAAGUGGCGAUUGUGGAAACGCGCAGUACGACUCUCGAAAAUCGACCGCGACUUCCCCGCUUAGCCCUAAGCAAGCGGAAUCGGGCUGUCGUGAGUGCUCUAAACCCAAUGCUGGUGACCUAUUUGGAAGCCAGCCGGGACCUUUGCGAUACGGACUCAAUUCUCUUUGGCGCCGCACUGGCAGUCUGCCGUAUUAUAGGUGCCAAACUUUCCACAGCUGGACGCGCUACUGGACAAAGUAGUGCUAUCCCAGCCUGGAGAAUAAGAAUUGAAGAACGUAUCGCAAAGACUAGGGCCCUCAUCGGCAGACUGAUAUGCUUCAGGUCAGGCAAUACCAGGCCAAGGAUUGUGCGCACCGUCAGGAUGGCGUUUGCUGGGACAAAUGUUAGUUUGUCCCAGCCGGAUAUAAUGCAAAAACUGACGGAGCGCAUAGACGACCUGAAGCAGAGAAUAGCUGCUUGGGGAAAGCGGAUUCGGCGAUAUACCGAGAGGUCGACACGGUUCAUCCAGAAUCGUCUCUUCCAGAGUGAUCAGAAGAGGCUCUAUAAAUCAUUGGAGCGACCAAUGGUAAGUGGAACGGGCCCUGCACCGAAUCAGGCCGACACGGUCGCGUUCUGGCGCAGCCUGUGGUCAGAGCCCGUAAACCACAACGAGGGCCCUUGGACGGAAGUUGUGGCGAGUGAGUGUGCGGGUAUUACGCCCAUGGACCCCGUCACCAUAACGCCGGAUGACGUAGCUGAGGCGGUCCGUAGGGCCCCGAACUGGAAAAGUCCGGGGCUCGACGGGCUGCAUCACUACUGGCUGAAGGGGUUCGUGGUAGUGGAUAAUGAAAAAAUCGACUCUUCCAAAGGUCUAAUAAAGGGCACGGCUCUCAUACAUAUAACGCAUUUUUUCCACCACUGCAGGAAAUUUACAACCUGA
Molecule: messenger RNA, 1257 nt
Organism: Parnassius apollo (apollo)
Lineage: Eukaryota; Metazoa; Arthropoda; Insecta; Lepidoptera; Papilionidae
Source: the annotation of a GenBank genome assembly